Molecule: messenger RNA, 3654 nt
Organism: Sipha flava (yellow sugarcane aphid)
Lineage: Eukaryota; Metazoa; Arthropoda; Insecta; Hemiptera; Aphididae
Gene: RpII140
Product: DNA-directed RNA polymerase II subunit RPB2
Exons: 2
Coding region: 72-3605 (1177 amino acids)
Biological process (GO): DNA-templated transcription
Cellular component (GO): RNA polymerase II, core complex
Molecular function (GO): ribonucleoside binding; DNA-directed RNA polymerase activity; DNA binding
Source: RefSeq, a predicted model, not a curated record
UUUUUCUAACGGUGAACUUGUGCAUAAAUUAUUUGUUUCGUUUGAAGAAGUUAAGAAAUUAAUUUAACAAUAUGUAUGACAUGGGAGAUGAUGAAUAUGAAGAAGAAGAGGAGACCGAAGAAAUUUCUAGCGAACUUUGGCAAGAAGCUUGCUGGAUUGUGAUUAAUUCUUAUUUCGAUGAAAAAGGUUUGGUUAGGCAACAAUUGGACUCUUUUGAUGAAUUCAUUCAAAUGUCUGUGCAACGUAUAGUUGAAGAUUCGCCCCAAAUUGAAUUACAUGCAGAAUCACAACAUACGCAUGGAGAAAUUGAUACUCCUACACAAUAUCACAUUAAGUUUGAACAGAUUUAUUUAUCGAAACCUACUCAUUGGGAAAAAGAUGGUUCACCAUCUCCUAUGAUGCCUAAUGAAGCUAGGUUGCGUAAUUUAACAUAUUCUGCCCCUUUAUAUGUAGAUAUUACAAAAACUGUAAUCAAAGAUGGCGAAGAGCCAGUUGUUACUCAACAUUCUAAAUCUUUUAUUGGUAAAAUACCUAUAAUGUUAAGAUCAACGUAUUGUCUUUUGUUUGGUCUGAAUGAUCGUGAUUUGACUGAGUUAAAUGAAUGUCCACUAGAUCCUGGUGGUUAUUUCAUUAUAAAUGGUUCUGAAAAAGUCCUGAUAGCUCAAGAAAAAAUGGCUACAAAUACUGUAUAUGUAUUUAGUAUGAAAGAUGGAAAGUAUGCAUUCAAGGCUGAAAUAAGAUCUUGUUUAGAACAUUCUUCUCGUCCGACUUCUACUCUUUGGGUUAAUAUGAUGGCACGUGGUGGUCAAAGCAUAAAAAAAUCUGCCAUCGGUCAAAGGAUAAUAGCUAUCUUACCAUACAUUAAACAAGAAAUACCUAUUAUGAUAGUAUUUAGAGCUUUAGGAUUUGUGGCAGAUCGUGAUAUUUUGGAACAUAUUAUUUAUGACUUUGAUGAUCCAGAAAUGAUGGAAAUGGUAAAACCUUCUUUAGAUGAAGCUUUUGUAAUACAAGAACAAAAUGUUGCAUUAAAUUUUAUUGGUUCUCGUGGAGCAAGACCUGGAGUAACUAAAGAAAAACGUAUUAAAUACGCUAGAGAAAUUCUACAGAAAGAAAUGUUGCCUCAUGUUGGUGUUUCUGAUUUUUGUGAAACUAAAAAGGCAUAUUUUUUGGGUUAUAUGGUUCAUCGUCUCCUUUUGGCUUCACUUGGUAGACGUGAAUUAGAUGACAGAGAUCAUUACGGUAACAAACGUUUAGAUUUGGCUGGGCCAUUGUUGGCAUUUUUAUUUAGAGGAUUAUUCAAAAACUUAAUGAAAGAAGUGCGUAUGUAUGCUCAAAAGUUCAUUGAUCGUGGAAAAGAUUUUAAUCUAGACUUAGCUAUUAAAACAAAACUAAUAACAGAUGGUUUAAGAUAUUCAUUAGCUACAGGAAACUGGGGUGAUCAGAAAAAGGCUCAUCAAGCAAGGGCUGGUGUAUCUCAGGUAUUAAACAGACUGACAUUUGCUUCAACGUUAUCACAUUUAAGACGUGUUAAUUCUCCUAUUGGUCGUGAUGGUAAAUUAGCAAAACCUCGUCAAUUGCAUAAUACUCUGUGGGGCAUGUUAUGUCCAGCUGAAACUCCUGAAGGUGCUGCAGUUGGCUUGGUAAAAAAUCUUGCUUUGAUGGCAUACAUAUCGGUUGGUUCCCAGCCUUCACCAAUUUUGGAAUUUUUAGAAGAAUGGAGCAUGGAAAAUUUAGAAGAAAUUGCUCCUUCAGCUAUUGUAGAUGCAACUAAAAUAUUUGUAAAUGGAUGUUGGGUUGGUAUUCAUCGUGAUCCCGAACAAUUAAUGGGUACUUUAAGAAAACUGCGACGUCAAAUGGAUAUUAUUGUAAGUGAAGUUAGUAUUAUUCGUGAUAUACGAGAUCGUGAAAUUCGAAUUUACACAGAUGCGGGCCGUAUUUGCCGACCAUUACUAAUUGUUGAAAAUGGUAAAUUAUUAUUAAAGAAACGCCAUAUUGAUAGCUUAAAAGAACGUGAUUAUAACAACUAUGGAUGGCAAGUACUUGUUUCAAAUGGUGUUGUUGAAUAUAUUGAUACUUUAGAAGAAGAAACCACUAUGAUUGCUAUGUCACCUGAUGAUUUAAGACAAGAAAAAGAAUAUGCUUACUGUACAACUUAUACACAUUGUGAAAUUCAUCCUGCUAUGAUAUUGGGAGUAUGUGCAUCUAUUAUUCCAUUUCCUGAUCAUAAUCAAAGUCCUAGGAAUACGUAUCAAAGUGCUAUGGGUAAACAAGCAAUGGGUGUUUACAUUACCAACUACCAUGUUCGGAUGGAUACAUUAGCUCAUGUUUUAUAUUAUCCACAUAAACCGCUUGUUACAACAAGAUCUAUGGAAUAUUUACGAUUUAGAGAACUUCCUGCCGGUAUAAAUUCUAUUGUAGCUAUUUUAUGUUACACUGGAUAUAAUCAAGAAGAUAGUGUUAUAUUAAAUGCUUCUGCAGUUGAAAGAGGAUUCUUUAGAUCUGUGUUUUUCCGUUCAUAUAAAGAUUCUGAAUCAAAACGAAUUGGAGAUCAAGAAGAAGUAUUUGAAAAACCUAAUCGCCAGUCAUGUCAAGGAAUGAGAAAUGCUAUUUAUGAUAAGUUGGAUGAUGAUGGUAUAAUCUCUCCUGGUCUCAGGGUGUCUGGUGAUGAUGUUAUUAUAGGUAAGACAAUGACACUUCCUGACAAUGAAGAUGAGCUUGAAGGAACUACCAAAAAAUUUUCAAAACGAGAUUGCAGUACAUUUUUAAGAAACAGUGAAACUGGUCUCAUCGACCAAGUUUUGUUAACAUUAAAUUCAGAAGGUUAUAAAUUUUGUAAAAUUCGUGUUCGUUCUGAAAGAAUACCUCAAAUAGGUGAUAAAUUUGCUUCAAGACAUGGUCAAAAAGGAACAUGUGGAAUACAGUACAGACAAGAAGAUAUGCCUUUUACUUGUGAAGGUAUAACACCUGAUAUUAUUAUAAAUCCACAUGCUAUCCCUUCUCGUAUGACAAUUGGACAUUUAAUCGAGUGCUUACAAGGGAAAGUAUCUUCAAAUAAAGGAGAAAUUGGUGAUGCUACACCAUUUAAUGAUGCUGUUAAUGUACAAAAAAUUUCAACUUUGUUACAAGAAUAUGGUUAUCAUUUACGAGGAAAUGAAGUUAUGUACAAUGGUUUUUCUGGAAGAAAAAUCAAUGCCCAAAUAUUCUUGGGACCUACUUAUUAUCAACGUCUUAAGCACAUGGUAGAUGAUAAGAUACAUUCGAGGGCAAGAGGACCUGUUCAAAUAUUAGUUCGACAACCUAUGGAAGGAAGAGCAAGGGAUGGUGGUUUACGUUUUGGAGAAAUGGAACGUGAUUGUCAAAUAGCCCAUGGAGCUGCUCAAUUUUUACGUGAACGUUUGUUUGAAGUGUCUGACCCUUACCGUAUACAUAUAUGUAAUUUCUGUGGAUUGAUUGCCAUUGCAAAUUUAAGAAAUAACACUUUUGAAUGUAAAGGCUGUAAAAAUAAAACACAAAUUUCUCAAGUUAAAUUACCAUAUGCAGCAAAGUUAUUAUUCCAAGAACUUAUGUCUAUGAAUAUUGCUCCUAGACUUAUGGUUACUAAUUAAAUUAUAUUUCAUAUAGUUCUGAAAAUACCAACUUUUUCAUAUGUAUUUU